CUGGACAAUGGCCUGUGACGGAUUUCGGCGCUCAAAAGAGAAACGGGACUUGUCUGACAUGAAAAGUAAAGCCGCGGAGUUUUACCAGGGGAACGGAGUCCCGCAGGAGAUAGAGCGAGCUCUCAACCACCUGUUCUUCCACCAGUCCGGCGACAUUUACGGCGACCUGGCAAAUUACUUUACAAAACUCGCUGCACCACCAAGGAUAAGCAAACUAAAGGGAAAGGAAGUUUAUGAUGCAAGAGGACAGCUCUCCAUUCAGGCAGAGGUCUUCUGCAUCAUCAGAAAUGAAGAAAAGCUGUUUUCCUCAGCUGCCAUUUCCAACGACUGUGGGCUCCUUGAGGAGACUUCAGCUGGCCUGAGUGCAAAGAGCGAGGAGAGGUUUAACCACGUAAUGACCGCUCUGCAGUGGAUUAAUGAACCUCUGAGUGAAAUGCUGAAGGACCUCGACCCCUGCGACCAGGCAGGAGUAGACCACAUACUCAGCAAUUUCUUCAUGGCUCGCUACCUGGAGAAGGAGGAGAUCCAGAGCAGGGAGAGGGAGCAGAGCUGCUCACCCAGCAAGCUGGAAGAGGAGCCUCCCACUCCACCACCUGCACAGCCUAAAGGGAGGAAGAGUGGUGAUAAAGGUAAAAAGGGCACCAAUGUGGAGAAGCCGAUUCCUCCGCGAGAGCCGCCAGAACCGGUGCUGCCUGGAAGCUGGGCCAUCGGCUCUGUGUCUCUGGCUGUGGCCAAAACUGGGGCCCAAAUACAGGGGGUCCCACUGUACAAAUACAUCGCAGCUCUGAAGAACCAAGAGGCUCAAACUCAGUUCCACGUCCCUGUGUCCUUGGUAACUUUGCUAAGCUGUGGCAAGACAUCACCGGGAAAGCUCAAUUUACUGGAGGAGGUCAUCCUGAUCCCCGCGGCGGGACAACAAGUCAAACAAAUCAUCACAAUGGCCCUCGAGUUACAAAACGAGCUGAUGAGAAUAAUGAACACUUCAUCAAAAGCCGGGGCGGUACAGGCAGCUUUGUCUGACACGGGAGCGCUAGCUGUCGGGUGCGAGCGACCUGAGCAGCCUCUGGAUCUGAUUGCUGAAGCUUGCAGCGACCUUGGACUGGCACUUGGAACAGAGAUUCAUUUGGCAGUAAACUGUGCUGCUCAUGAGCUAAUGGACUAUUCUAAAGGAAAGUAUAACAUUGCGACAGGAAGUCUCAAGUCUCCUGAUGAAUUAGUGGAUCUGUAUCAAGCUCUGGUCAGUAAAUACCCGGCUGUGGUGGCUUUGAUUGAUCCACUGAGGAAAGAGGAUGUGGAGCAGUGGGACAAGCUGAGCAGUGCCAUUGGAGGCUCGUGCUUGUUGCUCUCUGAUGUCACCACCAAGCCCCAGACCCCGCCUCUUCCCGGGGUCAAAGGUCAUAUACUCAGACAAAUGAAUGAGACUUCAAUCAGCGACUUGAUCCGCAUCACAUCAGAUUAUCAAGGUGCAGUGAUAAUGGGGACAACAUGCAGAGAGCCCUGCAGUGAUGACUCUCUAUCAGAUGUGGCAGUUGGGCUGGGCUUGAGCUAUGUCAAACUGGGAGGUCUGAGUGGUGGUGAGAGGCUGACUAAAUACAACCGCCUGAUUUCUAUAGAGGAAGAACUGGCCCAACAGGGAAUCCUGGUCUCCAAGGAGAAUCGACCCACCCAGCUAUUCGGCGAAAAACCAGAAGAACAGCAAACUGCUCCAUGAUAUUCUGAGAGGCAGACUAAAGGAAUAUACGUACACAUGAAG
Myripristis murdjan (pinecone soldierfish) is the source of this 1753-nucleotide messenger RNA. RefSeq names its product enolase 4 (gene eno4). The transcript is spliced from 13 exons. The record is from RefSeq and is a predicted model, not a curated record. Bases 8 to 1711 code for a protein of 567 amino acids. Gene Ontology annotation, biological process: glycolytic process. Gene Ontology annotation, molecular function: phosphopyruvate hydratase activity; magnesium ion binding. NCBI's taxonomy places the organism in Eukaryota, Metazoa, Chordata, Actinopteri, Holocentriformes, Holocentridae. Gene Ontology annotation, cellular component: phosphopyruvate hydratase complex.